AUGUCGCAGAACACCAAACUCACGAAACCCACCGUUCCUUUCUCUGAAGCUCCUUGGAUCCAAGGUCUGCCUUCGUCUGUCUUCACCUCACCCACACACGUGCAGCUUCGCGAGUGGGCACGCAACUGGUGCGACGAGGUGCUGAUCAAGUUGGGCGCCAAGUACGAAGCUGCUGGUGUCAUCACGGACGACGAAGCGUACCAGCGUGCUGCCAAGGAUGGAGUUCUCUUUGCGUUUGCUACCGGUGUCCAUGUGGAUCCGAAGAUUGCGCAGAUCGCCAAGGACGCUGGGGUGGGUUUGCCGGCGGGGAUCAAGCCCGAGGAGUGGAACAAUAUUCAUGACUAUAUCAUUUGGGACGAGCUCAACCGGUGCGCAAGUGGGGUGCUGAUGGGAAUUGUCGCCGGGUUGACGUAUGGAUGUGGUCCCAUCAUGCAUUUUGCCUCAGACGAGCAGAAGCAGCGCUGGUUGCCCGACAUCUUUUCUGGAAAGAAACGCAUCUGUCUCGCCAUUACCGAGCCGCUCGCCGGCAGUAACGUGGCUAAUCUCAGCACGGAAGCCAAGCUGAUCGAAGAGAACGGCAAAAAGUACUACCUGGUCAAUGGCAACAAGAAGUGGAUCACCAAUGGCAUCUACUCUGACUACUUCACCACUGCCGUUCGCACUUCUGGUAAAGCGGGCGAUUCAGCGGGUAUCUCGCUGCUCCUCAUCCCGCGCGGACCGGGUGUUGAGACGAAACAGAUGAAGAUGCUUCCCGACGGCACCUCUGGUACCACCAUUGUCGAGUUUGACGACGUCAAAGUGCCUGUCGAAAAUCUGAUCGGCAAAGAGGGCGAAGGUCUCAAGCUCGUCUUCUUCAACUUCAACCACGAGCGCCUCACGAUCGCCUUCACCGCACUCCGGUACGCACGCGUGUGCAUGGAGGACACCAUCGCCCACACUCGACGCCGUGAAGUGUUUGGCAAGAAACUCAUCGAACAGCCUGUCGUUCGCUACAAGAUCGGAAAUAUGGCGCGCGAGGUUGAGGCCCUCCAGGCGUGGGUCGAGAGCAUUGUGUUCCAGCAGUUGAACCUGACCAUCCCGGAGUCCAACUUGCUGACCGGAGGAACGUGCGCGCUGCUCAAGGCUCACGCAGCCAUUGUGCUCGACCAUGUGGUGCGCGAGGCGGUGCAUCUGCUAGGUGGCAUGGGCCUGACCAAGGGUGGUACGGGCGACCGUAUCGAGCGGAUCUAUCGCGAAGCUAAAGGUCUGACCGUCCCAGGCGGAAGCGAAGACGUACUCAUCGACCUCGGUGUCCGACAGCAGCUCAGACUCGUCGGUCCCAACAGCAAGUUCUAA
Molecule: messenger RNA, 1335 nt
Organism: Sporisorium graminicola
Lineage: Eukaryota; Fungi; Basidiomycota; Ustilaginomycetes; Ustilaginales; Ustilaginaceae
Exons: 2
Coding region: 1-1335 (444 amino acids)
Molecular function (GO): flavin adenine dinucleotide binding; oxidoreductase activity, acting on the CH-CH group of donors
Source: RefSeq, a predicted model, not a curated record